Durusdinium trenchii is the source of this 1715-nucleotide messenger RNA. NCBI's taxonomy places the organism in Eukaryota, Dinophyceae, Suessiales, Symbiodiniaceae. The record is from the annotation of a GenBank genome assembly.
CGUUGGAGCUGGUUCGACGGGAUACGGCGCGAAGCAUGCAAAGCUUAAGAAGACUUGGCAGCGGAUGAAGUUGUUUUUUCUGUUGGUUUGUUGUUGUUCUUUGCGCGUUCUUGUGUUUGAUUGUUAAAUCCGGGGGUGGAUGGGGCUGAGAGGUUUUGAUUUGCACUUAAGAACGCCCGCUCCGCGCACCCAAAACUAGCCAAAACCAUUGAACGGGCCCGAGCCCGAUGUUGACAGGGGCCGCUCGGGCUCCUGAGUCGGUAGGUUUCAAUGAGGUGUUCUCUCUUUUUUUGUUUCAAGAGCUGGUCAGUGAGGACAACCGCUGUCUGGACAGAUGGGAAAGCUUUUGGAAGAAGUGUGGCAUGAUGAGACCGUGGCUCCACCCAAGACGACCUGGGAGGAGCGCCAAGCGCGGAUCGCGCGCAUGGUGGAGUCCCAAGCCUUUGAGUACUCCACAGGUGUGCUGAUCCUGGUGAAUAUUGUGCUGAUAGGUGUGGAGGCGGAGAUGUCCUUGCAGAAGCUCAACACGGAGUGGGCCACCGAAGUGGAACGAGGCUUUCUGACGAUCUACACCGUGGAACUCAUUUUACGCUUGGUGGCCGGUGGGCUGUCGAGUUUCAAGAACUCCUGGUUCUUGCUGGAUUUCUUCCUAGUGUUCGUUGGUCUGGUGGCGCUGGUCGUGGUCCCUUUGAUGGAAACCAUGGGCAGCAGCCAGGAGGGCUGGGAGAACUUGUUGAUCGUGCGAGGCUUGAGGCUGCUGAGACUGGCGCGGAUCCUCCGGACCUUGAAGCGCUUCAAGGUGGUUUGGCGCUUGGUCUCUGGAUUGCUCUCAGUCUGGGACACGAUGGCUUCCACCACCUGCUUGAUCUUGCUGUGGCUCUACAUCUUCGGCUGCAUCGCGGUGGAAGUGAUCGCCAGCGAUGAGGAAUUGAUCGUGCUUCAGGAGGACAUUAUCAAGAACCACUUUUCCAGCUUGCCUAGGUCGACCCUGACCUUACUGCAGUUCGUGACCUUGGAUGCGAUUGCCAACGUGUACUUCCCACUGAUCAUGGCCAAGCCGGUGCUUCUCAUUUACUUUCUCCCUUUGCUGAUGUUCCUAUCGAUUGCACUGAUGAAUCUGGUGACGGCAGUGCUGGUGGAGAAGGCAUUGGAACAAACCAAGCAGGAAGCUGAGCUGGCAAAGGUUCGAAAGAAACAACAGAUCAAAGCCACGAUGCCUCAGCUGCUUCAAAUCUUCAGUGGACUGGAUGCGGAUGGCAGUGGCUGUUUGACGCGCGAAGAGGUGGCCGGCGUGCCAUUGGAUGUGCUGCCACCCAAUGUGUUGGAGCAUGUCUCGGUGGACAACAUGGAGGAUCUCUUCGAAGUGUUGGAUGUGGACGGCGGCGGAUCCUUGAGCCAGACCGAAUUCUUGGAGGGGCUGCUCAGUUUGCUCUUGUUGGAGGUGCCGCUUUGGGCGAUCCAACUGCAGAAGCUCCUGAUGCCAAUGCGCAAACAGGCCAUUCAGAUGUCAAAGGACCUGCAGGCCAUCCGCGAGUUUCACCAAUGGGCGCCCCUGACUCGACAGAGCCGACUGGAUGGAAAUGCUCUUGCCCAUGACUCCUUCUAAGGGAGCUGUUUUGGCACUUGGCACGGUGCCUUGCAAAGCUGGGCGAGCCGUUGUCUUGGGUCGACAAACACGUUCAUGCGAACAGAAUCGGCGGAGGGGGUCGGACGAA